Molecule: messenger RNA, 17337 nt
Organism: Plasmodium vinckei vinckei
Lineage: Eukaryota; Apicomplexa; Aconoidasida; Haemosporida; Plasmodiidae
Product: dynein heavy chain, putative
Exons: 1
Coding region: 1-17337 (5778 amino acids)
Biological process (GO): microtubule-based movement; outer dynein arm assembly
Cellular component (GO): outer dynein arm
Molecular function (GO): ATP binding; minus-end-directed microtubule motor activity; dynein intermediate chain binding
Source: RefSeq, a predicted model, not a curated record
AUGGACAGGAGGAAUGAUGAAGUACAUACUAGCCAUGUGUACAAUUGGGUUCUGAAUCGAUUACGAUUUUCUUAUCAAGAAAAAUAUAACAUAGAUGAUUUAAUCGAGCGAAAUGAUGAAGAAAAUAAAGAGGCUGUCGAAAAUUUUUUGAAUAAGGGGGAAGAUGAUGUUUUGUUGUUUAAUAUUGAAGAUAAUAAGAUAGUAUUAAAAAAAGAGGAAAAUAUAAAAUUUGAUGAGAAAAUUAUUUAUUUUCACAAAUAUAUGAAUGGAUAUAUUAAAGAAGAGAAUAAUAUAUUAUAUGGAAUAUUAUCACCAAAUAUAUUAGACACAUUAAAAAUAAUGCUUUUAAAAAUAGUAUAUCCAUUAUUUUUUAAUAACAAGAAUAUAUAUAAAAAUAUAUGUAUAGAUGAGAUAAAUAAAUUUUCUAUGGAUUUUGAUGUAUAUAUAAAAGAAUUAAAUGAAUUUAUUUUAAUUUUAGAAGAUAUUAAAAAGGUGAAGAAACAAAAAACUUAUGAGUAUGAAAUGAUUUGUGAAAAAAAUCGAGCCAACAUAUUUAAUAAAAAUGAACAUGAUGAGAAAAAAGAGAGUUCAAGUGUUAAGGGUAAUAGUAAAAAUGGAAAUGAAAUAGAGAAUAAAAUUCAAAAAAAAAAGACAGAAACAGCAUUAUUAACAAAAUAUUUAAAUAUUAUAGAAUCCUUAUUUAAUGAUAUGCAACAUAAAAUAGAAGAAUAUAAAAAAUGUAAUUUUGAUGUAGGUCCAUUUAUUGAAAUUCAAUAUUGGAGAUAUAAACAUAGAUAUUUAUUAUUUAUUAUUGAAGAAUUAAAAAGUAGUGAAAUAAAAAAUAUAAUAAAUAAUAUAAAUAUAAAUAAUUCCAAUAAUGAAGAACAGAAAUAUGCAUAUACUUUUGAUAUAUUAAAUAAAUGGAGAGAGUUAGAAAUAAAAAUAGAAAAUGAAUAUAACGAAAGUAAGGAUAAUAUAAAAUAUUUAGAAAGUAUUGAACAAUUUAUAUUAUCUUUAUAUUUAUGUAAUGUAGAAAAUAUUAUUGAUAACAUUCCUUCACUUUUAAAUUCAAUAAAAAUGAUUUAUUUGGUUGCACGUUUUUACAACACUCCAAACAAACUUAAUAAUUUAUUUAUCAAAAUUACAAACCAGCUUGUUUUAAAAUGCAAAAAUGAAAUAUUUUUUGCAAAAAAAAAAAAAAAAAUAUAUAGAAAGCCAAAAAGAAAUAGUAAAAAAAGUAAUGGUGAAUAUGUAGAUAAGUUUGGAAAGUAUAAUAGAAAAAAAGACAAUGACAAUGAUAGUAAUAAUAAUAUUAGUGAGGAUAAUUAUUUAGAGGACGGACCAGAUAAUAUGCAUUCAUCAAAUUUGAAGAAAGAUGCAAAUAAUUAUAAUAAAAAAGGAUUUGAUUAUUAUGAUAAACAAAUGAAAAAUAAAAAUGGUGAAACAAGUUUAGAUGAGAAUAAUGACACUGAUCAAGAGAGUGAAAAAAGUGAUUCUUCUUUCGAUAGUUAUGAUAGUGAAAAUGAUGAAAAAGAAGAUGAAGAAAAUAGUGAUAGGAUUAGUAACUAUGCAAAUGGUGAAAUAGACAGAAAUAAUAAUAAUAAAAGUUUUGGAAAUAAUAUAAUAAAUAUGAAUUUUAAAAUGGGUGAAAUGAAAAAAGAUAAAGAGAAUUUAUGGGAAUUAGAUCCUGAUGAAUUAAUUGAAAAAUUUGAAUUAUGUUUUAAAUUACAAGAAAAAUAUAAAGAAGAAUUUAAUAAUAUAAAAACGUUUUUUGAAAAUAAUUCAAAAAAUAAAUCUGUUAAUUUAGAUACACAAGUUAUAUUUUGUAAAAUGGAUUUAUUUUGUAGACGUUUAAAAAAGUUGGUAGAUUUAUUUUUAUGUAUAAAACAAUUUAAGGAAUUAAAAAAAGUGAAAUUUGAUACAAUUCAAAAUAUAACAACAUCAUUUAAAAAGUACAUAAAAGAGUUUAAAUCGAAACAUAUUGAUGAUAUGCUAAAUUAUACAGACAAUUAUUUUGAUAGAGAUUUUGUUGAACUAAGAGUUUAUAUAUCUGAAUUAGAAAGUGAUUUACAAGAAAGUGUAAUAAGUUUACUAAAUAGUAGUUCAAAUAUUAUGUUUUCAUUUUUCAUUUUUUUUAAAUUUAAAAAAUGUUUUAUGAGGGAUUAUUUAAUAAAUUUCUUACACACAAAAUAUGAUAUCCUACUUUCUCAAUUUUUAGAAAUUCUUAAUUCGAUUAAUAAUGAUUUAGAAAAUUAUAAAAUAAAUUUAAACUCAAAUAAAAAUAUUAAUUAUCUUAAAAACAUAUUUUGGAUAAUUAGUAUUAAUUAUAAAAUUAAUCAUAUAAUUAAAAUAUUUUUAGAUGAAAACAAUUUGAUGGUUGACUCUCCAGAUCAAAUCUCUUCCUAUUUUGAGAUGGCAAAUUUAAAGAAUGUCAAUCCCCUAAAAGGUUUUGAAAAAACUAUUUUAGAUGUUACAGAUGAGGAUGAAAAAUUAAAUGACAAGACAGGCGAAGAAAUAGACACAAAUAGUUGUAUAGAUGAGAAAGGGGAUAAAUUAGGAAGUAACAACAUUUUUUUCGAAAUAAAUGAAGAAGUUUUAAAAUUAUUAGAAGAACUUGAAAAAAAAAAAAGAAGUGAUACUAAAAAAAAAGGAGUAUCUGAAGAAGAUGGAAAAAGUGAUAUAGGGAAAGAAUGUAAUGAAGAUAAAUUAGUAAAAACAGAUGAAUCUGAAAAUAAAAAAAUAAAAAAUAAAAUUUUUAAAUGUUCUAGUGGAAAAGAAGUAUUAAAAUUAUAUAUAAAAAUUUUUAAAUUUAUUGAAGAAUAUAAAAAUAGAUUAUUUAAACAUUGGGUAUUAUUUACAAAAAGUGUGAACAGUUUGAAUGUUACUAUAUUUGUUAAGCAUCCUAAAACACAAAAUGUUACAGUAAAUUUUGAUAAUAGAAUUAAAAAAAUAAUUAGAGAAGCAAAAAUUUUUAUGUCUUUUAAUUUUGAAAUACCAGAUGAUAUAAAAAGUAUGAUGUCACAAGAAUCUAGGAUCUAUACAUUAUAUUAUAAGUUUUACAAUAUAUUAAUACUUGUAAAAAAAAUGAAAAAUAAUAAGAAAAAAGAUAUAGAAUAUACAUUAAAACGAUUUUUUGUAUAUAUGGAUAAGUUGAUAGUACCUUAUGCUGUGAAAUAUACAUGGAAUAAUUAUGCUGUUGAAGAUUCAGUAGACAAUUUAACAAGAGAAAUAAAAUAUUUUGAUGAAAAUAUAAAUUCUUUAUAUUAUAUAAUAGAUGAUCAUAUUAAUUAUAAUAUAAAAACCCUUUAUAAAAUAUUACAAUAUAAAAAUGAGAAAUUUAAUAUUAAUAGACAGAAAAAAAAAAUAUAUAAAAAAAUGAUUUUAUGUAAUUCUAUAUCAAAAAAAAUACAAAUUGGAAUAUUUGAUUUGCUAAAUAAUAUACAAUAUGUGUAUGAUAAUAAAUUAAAAAGUAAAAUUACAAAAGAAGAAAUAAUAAAUACAAGAAACUUUUAUUAUAAUAUAUUUUUAUCUACCCUUAAGAAAGUUUACUUAAAAAAUAUUAGAAGUGUAAUUAAUAAAUGGUCUUCAUUUGAUCAAUUCGAAGAGAAAAAAUGUGAUAGCGAUGAUAGCAAUAAAACAAGUUCAUAUGGGGAAGAAAAUUUUAUUGAAAUUUUGUUGCUCAUUCAUGAAAAUAAAAUUAUUAUAAAUCCGUCUAUUAAUAAUAUAAAAGAUGGUAUAAAAAAAAUGAUUAACAUUUUAAUUAACAAUUUGAUAUAUGUAGAUAAUUGGGUUAGUAGUGAUGAUUUGAUAAGUAAAUUCGAAAAGGUUGUUGAAGAUAAACAAAUUAAUGAUACUGAAGAUGUAAGUAAAGAAAUAGAACGAAAUAGUCGAAAAAGUAUUUUUGAUGAACUUUUGGAUUCUUCAUCACUUUUGAAAAAAAAUAAGAAUGAAGAAGAUUAUGAGUUUAAUAUAGAAAGUAAUAAUUGUGUUAGUAAUUUAAAUGGCUAUUUCGAUUUUUAUGAAAAAAUAAAAGAUGACAAAAAUAUUGAAAAGGAACUUAUAAUGUUAAAUGAAAAGUUAAGUGGAUUUCAAAAUGUAGUAGAUAAUUUUAUUAAAAAGUUUGAUAAGUAUAAAUAUAUAAUAAACAAGUUUGAGAUGGAGAGAUUAAAAAAUUUGGAAAAACAAAAAAAUAUGCCUAAGAAAAUUAAACCAGUAAAUAGUAAUAAUUAUUCAAUGUCUAUGGGUGAAAUAGUAUAUGAUGAAACUGUUGAUGAGGAUGUGAAAAAAGAGAAAAAGUCGAUAUCUGGAAUCAAUGAUUCGGAUUCAGGGAAAGAUAAAAUUGUAGAAAAAGACAAUGAAAAAAAUGAGGAUGUAGAAAUUUGUAAUUAUAGUAGUGAUGAAGAAUUGAGUGAUGAUUAUGAUGAUGAAGAUGAUCCAUAUAUUUACAAAGAGGAAGAAAAAAUAAAGGAAUAUAUUGAUAUAAAAAAAGAAAUAAAUAAUAUAGAAAAUGUAUACACAUUAAAUGUAUUUAAAUUUAAUUUAGAAAAAUUUAAGAUGUAUUUAGUAAGUAUUAUUGAAAAUGAAGCUUUAGAAUGUGCUAACAAAAUUAUUUAUCCUGUAAAAAGAAAAAGUGAUUGGUUAAUAAAAAAAAUGAAUGGAUAUAAAACAAAAUUGAAAAAGAAUAUCAUAGAUAUAGAUUCUCUUUAUUAUGUAAUAGAUGUAAUAAAAAAAAUUCAUACAUUUGAAUCAAAUAUAGAUAUAGUAUUAAAUCCGAUAUAUGAAAUGUUAGACAUACUUGAAUUUUAUAUGAAUAAUUUUUUAAAAAAACAAAUUGAUAGAUUAAAAAAUUUUAAUCCAUAUGAUGGUGAAGGUAAUGAUGUAGAUAGUACUAACUUUUAUGAUAGCAAUAUUUAUCAACAAAAUUUCGGAACAACUUUAGAGAAAAAAGGUGAUAAAGAAUUUUCAAACGAAUUAAAUGAAUCAUAUAAUAAAAAUUUUAUAAACACAUUCAACAAGCUAAAUGUAAUGAAGAAAAAGUUUAUAAGUUUGUAUAGAGUUGAAGUGGAAAAAAAAAAUGUAAUUAUGAGCCAAUUUAAAGAAUUAAUAUGUCUAACAAAAAAGGUUGAAGAAGAAAUACAAGAAAAAAAAAGUGUUAUGAAAAAUGAUCUGAUAAAUAAUAUAUAUAAUUUUAAAUAUAGUAUGCAAUUAUUUAGAACAAACUUUUUAAAAAUGAAUUUUAAAAGUAAGCAUGCAAAUACAUUGACUGUUUUUGAAAUAUUAAAAAGAUAUAAAGAAGAAAUAAAUAUUUUAAAAAAAAAAUAUAAUAGUUAUUAUAAAGGAGAAUCUAUAUUUGGAUUAAAACAUCAAGAACAUUCCGAUUUAUUUUUAAGUAUAACUGAAGUUAAUAAUUUCUAUUCUCUUUAUGAUUUAUAUGUGCAACUAAAAGAAAAAUUAAAUGAAUGGAAAAAUUUAAAAUGGAAUGAUGGAAUAAUAAAAAUAAAAGAAUUAAAAGAAGAAAUUUUAGUAUUUGAAAAAAAAUGUUCUCAAUUACCUAAAAAUUUAAAAACUAUUAUAGUAUAUAAAAAUUUAGUUAAAGAAAUUGUUUACUUUAAAGAAAUUACACCAAUAAUUGAAGAACUAGAGAAAAAGACAAUUUUGAAAAGGCAUUGGAUUGAAAUUAUUAACAUAUUAAAGGAGAAGAAAAAAAAAGAAAUAAAUGUUAAGGAGAAAAAAGUUAAAAAAAAUGUGUCUGAAGUUCGAAAAGAAGCAGAUUUAGUAGAAGAGAAUGCAGACCACUCUAAAGGGGAUAUGCUAAAGGAUGAGGGAAAAGGUGAUGAUAAAAUUGGAAAAGAUAUGGAUGGAAUAAAUCAAGUGGAAUAUGUUGAAGAAAUAGAAGCAGAAAUUCUGAACGAUACAGAAAAAAUUGGUAAAGAAAAUGAUGUAAUACUAGAUGAUGGAUAUCUAGAUGAAGAUGAGUAUAUAAACAAUUUAAAUAACCUCGAUUUAGAUAAUAUGGAUUUUUUAAUUAAAGAUUUAGUAAAUGAAUAUUUGUUAAGAAAAAAAGAUGAUAUAUUAGAUAUAUGUGAUAGUGCAGAAAAAGAAGCAAGUAUAGAAGAAAAAAUAAAUGAACAAUAUAAAAUAUGGAAUGAAACUUGUUUUCGUUUUAGUAAAUGGAAAAAUAGAGAUUAUGCAUGUAUAUUAGUAGGUAGUAAAGUUACAGAAAUACAAGAAAGUUUAGAAGAAAGUCAGAUAUUAUUGAAUAAUAUAAAUUCUACAAAAUAUAGUAAACCAUUUAAAAAUAAGUUGUCAAUACUUUUAAAUAAAUUAUCUGAUUGUAGUGAUAUAGUUGAGAGAUGGAUAAAAGUUCAAAUGUUAUGGUGUUCAAUGGAGAGUGUAUUUACAAGUGGUGAUAUAGCUAGACAAAUGCCAAUUGAAUCAAAAAGAUUUCAUCAAAUUGAUAAAGAUUGGAUUAAUAUUAUUAACAUUGCUAAUGAAUCAUCUAUUGUUGUAGAGUGUUGUCAAAGUAGUAUGUUAAAAGAGUUAUUACCUAAUAUGCAAAAGGGUUUAGAAAGUUGUCAAAAAUCUUUAGAAUCAUAUUUAGAAGGAAAAAGAAGUAAAUUUCCUCGUUUUUAUUUUGUAUCUAAUUUAGUACUAUUAAAAAUUUUAUCACAAGGAUCCGACAUAAAUAUUAUUCAAUCCGAAUUAAUAAAAUUAUUUGAUGCAAUAAAUUAUUUAACUAUAAAAAAUAUUCAAAAUAAAAAAAGAAUUGUAUGUAUUAAUAAUAAAGAAAAAGAUGAUAUUGAAACGGUUGAAUUAUCUAGUCAUGUAACUAUAGAUGGGAAUAUAGAAAAUUGGUUAAUACUUUUAGAAAAAGAAAUGCAAAGAGCUGUAAAAAGGGAGUGUAAAUUAGGAGUGGCUAGUUCUGCUCAAUUAUUUAAAAGUAUGAACUUAAAAGAAUUUUGUGAUAAAAAUAUUGCACAAGUUGCUUUAAUAUGUUUACAAGUUAUGUGGACAAAUGAUAUCGAAAAGUGUAUAAAUAAAUAUCAUUCAGAAAAAAAUAUAUUAAAAGUUACUAAUAAAAAAAUAAAUUAUAUUAUGUCUGAGUUAGUAAAUAUAUGUCUUUCUGAUUUAGGGACAAAAUUUAAUAGAACAAAAUAUGAGACUCUUGUUACUAUACAUGUACAUCAACGAGAUUUAUUUAAUGAAAUAUCUGGAAAAAUAAAAGAACAUAAAAUAAAAACAUGUACAGAUUUUGAUUGGUUAAAACAAACAAGAAUAUAUUAUAAACCAGAAAAAAAUAUUAUUUUAAUAAGUAUAUCCGAUGUCGAUUUUAUAUAUUCUUAUGAAUAUUUAGGUAUAAAAGAAAGAUUAUGUAUUACCCCUUUAACAGAUAGAUGCUAUUUAACAUGUGCUCAAGCAUUAGGAUUAUGUUAUGGUGGUGCCCCAGCAGGACCAGCUGGUACUGGUAAAACUGAAACAGUAAAAGAUUUAGGAAGAACAUUAGGUAUAUAUGUAAUAGUAACAAAUUGUUCUAAUCAGCAUAAACAUAAAGACAUGGCAAAAAUAUUUAAAGGUUUGUGUAGAAGUGGAUUAUGGGGAUGUUUUGAUGAAUUUAAUAGAAUAAAUUUAGAUGUAUUAUCUGUUGUUGCUAUGCAAAUAGAAUCUAUUGUUACAGCAAAAAAGCAAUCAUUAAAACAUUUUCUUUUUCCUGGUGAUUCAAAAUCAAUUAAUUUAAAUCCAUCAUCUGCUUAUUUUAUUACAAUGAAUCCUGGGUAUGCUGGUAGACAAUUAUUACCAGAAAAUUUGAAAAUAUUUUUUCGAUUUAUUUCUAUGAUGGUUCCAGACAGGCAAAUUAUAAUAAAAGUAAAAUUAGCAUCUGUUGGAUAUUUAGAUAUAGAUAAUUUGAGUAACAAAUUUAGAUCAUUAUAUAAUUUAUGUGAAGAACAAUUAUCAAAACAAAAGCAUUACGAUUUUGGUCUUCGAAAUAUAUUAUCAGUUUUACGUACUGCUGGAGAUACAAAAAGAGCAGAAGCAGGAAAUGACAUCGAUGAAGAAAUACUUAUAAUGCGUACUUUAAGAGAUAUGAAUUUAUCUAAAUUAGUUCAUGAUGAUGUUUUAUUAUUUUUAUCAUUAUUAAAUGAUGUUUUUCCUAAAUUUCAUAAUAUUACAAAAAAAAAAUAUCAGUUGGUAGAAGAAAAUGUAUUAAAAAUUAUUAAGGAUAAAAAGUUGUGUGCAAAUAAAAAAUGGAUUUUAAAAAUAUUGCAGUUAUAUGAAACAUCUUUGGUUAGACAUGGAUUUAUGCUAGUAGGAAAUACAUUAACUGGUAAAACAGAAAUAUUAAAUAUUUUGACAUCUGCAUUAUCAAAUGUUGAUGUUCUUACAAAAAUAAUUACACUAAAUCCUAAAUCAAUAACAUCUGAGCAUAUGUAUGGUGUUAAAGAUAAUUUAAGUGAAGAAUGGACACCUGGUAUUUUUGCUAACAUAUGGGAAAGAUACAAUAAUAGUAACUUAAAAUAUAAUACAUGGAUAGUAUGUGAUGGACCAGUUGAUGCAAUUUGGAUAGAAAAUUUAAAUACAGUUUUAGACGAUAAUAAAAUUUUGACUUUAGCUAAUAAUGAUAGAAUUCCUAUGACAGAUAAUACAAAAAUAGCUUUUGAAGUAGAGAAUUUAAAUAAUGCUUCUCCAGCUACUGUAAGUAGAACAGGUAUAGUUUAUAUUUCUGAUAAUGAUUUAGGAUAUAAACCUUUUAUUUAUAGUUGGUUAAAAAAAAUAAAAGAUAUAAAUGUUUAUGGUAAUACAUUAUUUACAAUUUUUAAUAAAUUAUUUGUUUUUUAUUUGGAUAAAAUUAAAAUUCUUGAAUUUUUAAGAGAAAAUUGUAAAUUUGUAAUGGAAGUAUCAGAUUCAAUUUUAGUUUCUCAAAUGAUCAAUUUAUUAAAUUCUUUAUUAAUUCAGUAUAUAAAUGCAAUAAACAAUUUUAUGUAUAAUGAAGAGGAUUUAAAUAAAAUAUAUUUUAGCCCCGAUUUAAAAGAAAAAAAAUUAUCGCAUCAAACUGGUAGUAUACUAUCAAAACAAAAUCAGAAUGAAAAUCUUAUAAAUGAGUUAGAUAAAUCUGAGAAUUCUAUUAAUUGGAUUGCAGCAAAAAAUAAAAAAGGUAAAGAAACGGAUCUACAGAAACAAAAAGAACAUACUCCAAGUUCUGAAAAAAAUAAAUUAUUGUCUAACAAAAACCAGGCAUUGUCUAAUACUGGAAAUGGAAAACAAGAGCUUAAAAUAGUUGAAAAAAAUGAAAAUGAAAAAAACGAAUAUAUUUCUAAAAAUGGUCAAACGGAACCAAAUGAUGGGGAAUAUGAAGAUAAAAUUGAAAACCCAAAUAAUUAUAAUCCUGGAUUUGAAACAAAAUAUGAUCAAAUAAAAGUUGAAGAAUGUGAAGAUAUAAUGUUAUAUUGUAUAGUUUGGGGUUUAUGUGGUUUAUUAGAAUAUGGGCAUAGGAUUAAGGUACAUAAUUAUUUGUUUAAUAAUGUGAAUAGAUUGAGAUCAGCAUUAGAACAAAAUGAAAAAUUAAAAAAAACAGAAGAAAAUAAUGUUUCUGAAAAUGUGACUUAUAAUAAUGAUGAAAAAUUGGAAACAAAUAUGAUUGAUAAAAAGGAUUGUGAUUCACUUUUAGAAUUUGAAAAUGUUGGAGAUAUGGACGAAGAUUUCGAAAAUGAUAAGUGUCUUAUUUAUGAUUAUUAUUUUGAUAUGCAAUUAAGAAAAUUAAGAAAAUUUAAUUUAUCAAUUUUUAAAAUGCCUAAAAAUAUGAGUACAAUAUCUGCAAUAUUAAUUCCAACAAUCGAAACUGAUAAGGUAGAACAUAUAAUAAAAUUGAUAUCGAAUAUUCCUAUUCGUUCACAUAAUUUGCAUACAUAUAAGAGUACAUUAUUAUUGGGUUCUACUGGAUCUGCCAAAACAUCUAUAGCUUUAUUAUAUACAUCUAAACAAGAUAAAAAUACAAAAAGAUUUAAUUUUUCAAGUGUAACAACUCCAGAAAAAUUCCAAUUAUUUAUUGAAUCUGAGUUAGAAAGAAAAACUGGAAAAACAUAUGGCCCCAUAGGAAAUACAAAAUCAAUUAUUUUUAUUGAUGAUAUGUCAAUGCCCAAAAUUAAUGAGUGGGGAGAUCAAAGUACAUUAGAAUUGUUAAGACAACUUAUUGAAUUCCAAGGGUUUUACUUUUUAGAUAAAGAUAAAAGAGGUAAUUUUAAAAAGAUUAUAGAUUUAGAAUAUAUAGGAUGUAUUAAUCAUCCUGGUUGUGGAAAUAAUGAUAUACCUAAACGAUUGAAAUCAAAAUGGUUUAAUAUUAAUAUUCCACCAUAUAAUUUAAAUUCUAUAAAUACAAUAUAUGGAACAGUAUUACGAACAAAAUUUAAUAAAAAAAGAAAAUUUUCGGAAGAAAUAAUUGAUAAUAUUGAUAAGAUAAUUUUAUGUACUAUUAAAUUAUUUGGUCGAUUAAAAAAAUAUCUUUUACCUGUACCUUCACGUUUUCAUUAUUUAUAUACAACAAGAGAUUUAGCAAAAAUAUUUAACUCAAUGUUAUUAUGCCCUUAUAAAACAAUAGAUAAUAAUUUACAUAACUUCUUAUGUUUAUGGAAACAUGAAUGUGAAAGAGUUUUAAUUGAUAAGUUAUCUAGAAUAGAAGACAAAAAAUAUUCUUUAGAUCAAAUCAAACAAAUAUUUAAACAAUACUAUCCAUCUCAUGUAGAUAUAGCAGAUAAAAAUAUAUAUUUUAGUUAUUUCUAUGUGUCCGAAAAAGAAGAACAAGAAUAUAUGAUAGAGAAUGAUUUAAUAGAAAAUGGUGAGCAGGAUCAGAAAAAUAAUGGUGCUAAUAAAAAUGGAAUAAAAAAUUUGAAUACUGGUGUAGGAGCAUCUAAAAUAGAAAUAGGGGUUAACAAAAUGAAUACGAAAAAUGUAGAUAAUGAUAAGACAAAUAUGGGAAUUAAUAAAAAUGUUAUAACACCAGAAGAUAAUGAAGAAAAUAUGAAUAAUUUUUCAUUUAGUUGGAUGAAAAAAGAUUAUAAAAUAGUUUUUGAUUUCGAAAGAUUACGAUAUAUUGCUUAUGAAUAUAUGAAAGAAUAUAAUGUAAAUAAUGUAAAGAAAUUUGAUUUUGUAUUUUUUGAUGAUUCAUUAAAGCAUUUACUUAUUAUUAAUAGAAUUAUGCAGACUCCUAGAGGUUCAAGUAUGUUAGUAGGUGUUGGAGGAUCUGGAAAAAGAUCCUUAACAAAACUUAGUGUAUUUAUAAGUGAACAGGUAUUAUUUCAAUUAAAUAUUACAAAAACAUAUACAAAGAAUUUAUUUUUUGAAGAUUUAAAAAAUUUAUAUAUAUCAGCUGGACAAAUGAAUAAAAAAACAACAUUUUUAUUAAGUGAUAAUGAUAUAGAAAAAAACGAUUUCAUAUUAGAGCAUGUCAAUUCUAUUUUAUCUACUGGGGUAGUUUAUGGACUUUUUAUAAAAGAUGAAAAGGAAGCAAUUUGUUCUGAGAUGAAAGAAGCAUAUCUUAAAGAAAUGAAUAAAUAUAAUCAAUCAUCAAAAAUGAAAGGAAAUAAAAAAAGGCAGAAGAAUACAAAAUAUGAUUACACAUUAGAUGAUUUAGAAAUAGAUAAUGAUUCAAAUGAUUCAGAAAUAAAAAGUGAUACAUCUUCAUUAAACAAUUUUGAUGAUUAUAAUUUUGAUGCACAAUAUAACAAUAGAAAUAGUAGUAAUAUUAGUAGUAAAGAUAUGAAAAAUGCGGGAAAUAAAAAAAAAUAUGACAAAGUUGUAAAUGAUUUUAAUGUACCAUCUAGUGCUAUUUUUGAUUAUUUAUUAGAAAAUUUUCGAAAUAAUUUACAUAUAUUUUUAUGUUUUUCACCUAUACAUAAAGAAUUUGCUUUACGAUAUCAACAAUUCCCAUGUAUAUAUAAUUGUGUAACUAUAGAUUGGUUUUUGAAAUGGCCUUUAGAAGCUUUAGUUAAUGUAUCCACUGCUUAUUUAGACAAUUUUAAUAUUGAUAUUGAAGAUAAUUUGAAAAGUGAUUUUUAUAAUUUGUUUGCUAUUAUACAUCAAAAAGUUUCAGAAACAUGUGAGACCUAUAAAGAAAGAAUGCGAAGAAACACUUAUGUAACCCCCAAAUCGUAUUUGACAUUUAUUAGUUUAUAUAAAGAUAUGUAUGUAAAUAAAUAUGAUGAAAUAAAAUGCUUAAAAGAAAGUGUAGAUAUUGGGCUAAAGAAAUUAAAUGAGGCAGCUAUGGAUGUGCAAAAAAUGAGAGAAAGUUUAACAUCUGAGGAAGAAAAACUAAAAGAAUCAGAUGAACAAAUGAAUAUAUUAUUAGAGAAGGUAAAAAAUGAAUCAUUAAAAGCAGAAAUACAAAGUGUUGAAGUUUCAAAAUUUAGAGAUAAAUGUAUUAAAGAAAAGGAUAUAAUAUUGAAAGAACAAGAGGAAGCAGACAAAGAUUUACAAGAAGCAUUACCAUAUUUACAUGAAGCUGAAGAAGCUAUAAAAAGUAUAACAGCAAAAGAUAUAACCGAAUUAAAAAGUAUGAAAACUCCAUCUGAUAUUAUAAGAAUAGUUUUUGAUGGUGUUUUAAUAUUAUUACAAGGGAAAUUAAAAGAACCCAAAAUAAACAUGAAAUAUGUAAAUAAGCAACAUGUUGAAUUUAUACAAGAUUCAUUUGAUGAAUUUGCAAAACCAUUAAUGGCUGAUAUUCGCUUUUUAAAUUUAUUAUUUGAUUUUUCAAAAAAUGAAAAAGAUAAUAUUAAUGAAGAAACUAUUGAAUUACUUAAGCCAUAUAUUGAGUCUCAUUUUUUUAAAACUCAAAUAGCCAAAAAGGCAUCAGCUGCGGCUGAAGGAUUAUGUAAGUGGGUUGGAGCUAUGGCUAUGUAUCACCAGGCAGCAAAAAUUGUAAAACCUAAAAUGAGCUAUUUAAAAAUUCAAACAGGGCGACUAGAAGAUGCAUUAAAACAAUUAGAAAAGGCGGAAGAUUCAUUAUUAAAAGCUCAAUUAUUUGUCGACAAUUUGAAAUUAGACAUUGAAAAUAUGUGUAAAAAGAAAAAAAUAUUAGAAGAAACUGCCUUAAAAACAAAACAAAGAAUUGAACAAGCUAAUAAAUUGAUUAAUGGUUUAGCUAGCGAAAAAGCAAGAUGGACCGAAGAUUCAAAUAAUUUUUCUAAUAUUAAAAAAAAAAUAGUUGGUGAUGUAUUUAUGUGUUCAUCAUUUAUUUCUUAUUGUGGUAUGUUUAAUACAGAAUUUCGAAAUUAUCUUAUGAAUGAUGUUUUUUAUCAUUAUACAAAAAAUGUUAAAAAUAUUCCAGUUUCAUCUAAUAUAGAUGUAAUAAAAUAUGUAUUAUCACAUGACGAUACAAAAAUAUGCGAUUGGAGUGUUCAAAAACUUCCAAAUGAUAAAUUAAGUAUUGAAAAUGCUUUAAUUAGUGAAAACAGUAAUAAAUAUGGAUUACUUAUAGAUCCUCAAUGUCAAGCAAACAAUUGGAUAAAGAAUAAAGAAUUUCAAAAUAACUUAUCAAAUCAAAGAUGUAUCACUACAUUUAAUAGUCCCAAAUUUAAAGACAAUUUAGAAUUUUGUUUAAGUGAAGGAAAAACUUUACUUAUUGAAAAUGUUGAAGAAAGUAUUGAUCCUAUAUUGGAUCCCAUUUUAGAAAAACAAAUUAUUAAAAAAGGAAAAAAAAAUUAUGUGUUAAUAGAAAAUAAUUUAAUUUAUUUUGAUGAUAACUUCAAUUUAUUUAUGACAACAAAUUUACCUAAUCCUAAUUAUAGUCCAGAAAUAUAUGCAAAAUGUUGUGUUAUUGAUUUUACUGUUACAGUUAAAGGUUUAGAAGAUCAAUUGUUAGGAAGGGUAUUAACAGAAGAACAGAAGCAUUUAGAGGUGUCUUUGAAAAAUAUUAUGAUUGAACUUAAGGACAAUACAAAAUCAUUACAAGAUUUAGAUAAACAGCUAUUAUAUAAAUUAAAUACAAGUAGUUCUAACUUGAUUGAAGAUGAAGAAUUAAUAGAGGUAUUAAAUAAUACAAAAACAUUGUCAAAAGAGUUGGAAAUAAAAUUAAAAGAUAGUAAUGAAAAGAAAAAAGAAAUAAAUGAAAAACGAGAACAAUAUAGAAGUGUAGCAUUAAGAGGAAGUAUAUUAUAUUUUUGUAUAGUAGAUAUAACAAAUGUUAACUAUAUAUAUAAUACAUCAUUACAUCAAUUUCUUGAACAAUUUGAUUUAUCAAUCCAAAAAGCAGAAAAAGGUCAACAUAUAAAAAAAAGAGUAGAAUCAAUAUUGUCUACAUUAACAAAUUUAAUUAUUAGUUAUAUGGAAAGAUGUUUAUUUGAUCAACAUAAAAUUAUUUUCAAAUUAUUAAUAUCUUUGAAAAUAUUAUUAUAUGACGGAAUUAUAAGUAAUAAGGAUAUAAGUUUUUUCCUAAACCCUCUUUCUAAUUAUAAUCCCUCAAAUGAUAUAACUAAUGAGUUACUGAAUAAUAAUAUAUUAAAUGGAAAUAUGGAUAUAAAAAAUAAGGAAAAAAAAGGAAAUGUUACUGAUGCAAAUAUGAAUGAUACAACAAAUGUCUAUUUAGCUAGUGAAGAAAAAGGUGCACCGAUUUCAAACGGAGCAAAUAGUAGUGCAAGAAGCAACAAUAAUAAUUUGAAAAAUAACAAUAAUAUUAAUAGUGAGAAAGAAAAUGGUGAAGAAUGUGAUGAUGUAGUAAACUAUACCACAGGAAAUAUAACUAUGGACACUAACACUAUUAAUAAGAAUAAAAUUGAUACAAAUAAAAGACGAUGUAAAAAUAAAGGAGGUUCAACAAAAUGGUUAUUUAAAAAUGAGAAACUUUAUAAAAGUAUAAAUUCCUUAUCUUACCAUUCUUUUGGAAAUGAUAAAAAUAAUCGAUUUUUUUAUGACAUAUUAAAUAUUAUACAAUUAAAUGAAAAUAAAUGGAAAAAUUAUUAUGAUGUAUUAGAUAUUGAAAAUAGAGAUAUUCCUUAUUAUAAUGAUCGUUUAGAUUCAAGUGGAAAAAUAAGUUCUUUUAUAAAAUUAUGUUUAAUUCGAUGUUUAAGAGAAGAUAGAACAAUAUUGUGUGCAAACAAAUUUGUAGAUGAAGUAUUAAAUAGAAAUAGUGAUAGUAUAAAACAUGAGACUUUAGAGAAUAUAUUUUCUGAAUCAAGCAAUAGAAAACCAUUUUUAUUUUUAUUAUCUUUGGCUAGUGAUCCUACAAAUAUGAUUGAUGAUUUUGCAAAGAAAUUCAAAAAAUAUCCAACUGAUAAAAUAUCUAUGGGAGAAGGACAAGAAAUUAUAGCCAAGGAAAAAUUAAAAAAUGCGCUUAUAAGUGGAAAUUGGUUAAUAUUACAAAAUUGCCAUUUAAAUAAAUCAUUUAUUAUUGAAGUUUAUAAUAUGUUGAAAAGUUUGAAUGAAAUUGAAGAAGAUUUUCGUUUAUUUUUAACUUCAGAACCAGAUAAUGAAUUCCCUAUAUGUGUAUUACAUGGAAGUAUUAAAAUAUCAACUUCUUUAAGUAGAGGUAUAAAAAAUAAUAUGAGAAAAAUAUAUAAAGACAUGAUAAAAGAAGAUAUAAUAGAUAAAAUUGAUGAUGAAAAAUAUAGGAAGAUUAUAUAUGCUUUGGCUUAUUUACAUUGUGUUUUAUGUGAAAGAAAAAAAUUUGGACCUUUAGGUUGGUGUGUACCUUAUGAAUUUAGUAUAACUGAUUUAUUUGCCUCCUUUUUAUUUAUCGAAAAACAUUUAUAUUCAACAUUGUUGGUAAAUAGACCAAUAAAUUGGGAGUCAAUUCAUUAUAUGUUAGCAGAGGUUCAAUAUGGUGGUAAAGUAACAGAUGAUUUGGAUCGAGAAUUGUUACUAACUUAUGUACAACAUUAUUUUAGUGAAGAAUUAUUUAAAAGUAGACCUGAAAUUUUAGACCAUGGAAAUAAUAACAGCAAUAAUAUAAACAUGGUAAAUAGCUUAGAUAAUAAUAUUCCUCGAUUUUCUGAAAUUACAAAUUUUGAGAAUUUUAUUGAAAGUUUACCAAAUAUAGACAUCCCAACUGUUUUAGGUUUACAUAACAAUGCUGAGAUUACUUAUCGUGUUAAUGAAUCUAGACAAGUUUUAAAUUCGAUUUUAGAAAUUCAACCUCGAGAUGUAGAUCAUGGGGAUGAGAAAAGUAUGGAAACAGUAGUAAAAGAAAUAUCUAUUGGAAUAUUAGAAGCCCUACCUGAGGAUAUAAAUAUUGAAGAUAUAAAAAAAAUGAUAUAUAGAAAAAAUAAGAAUCAGCAAUUAAAUAACCAACCAAAUCAACAGUUAAAUGUGACAAACAACUUAAAUGGUAUGGGUAAAAAUUUUAAUAAUUUAGAAAAUAAUUCAUACAAAAAUAAAAAUAAAGAAAAUGAAAAUGGUUUACAAAAAAGUCUUUUACUCAAUAAUACAAUUGGUAAUAAUGGAAAUAUAGGAAAAAAUCCAAACAUGUCUGAUAGUAGAUAUAAUAAAAAUACAGCUGGUAUUGGAAAUGAAAAUGAUAUAAAUUUAGAAAACUUAGAUAUAACAUAUUGGGAAUCAAAUAAUGAUGACAAUAAUAUACAGUAUAACUUUUCUCCUUUACAAGUAUUUUUCUUACAAGAAAUGGAAAGAAUUCAAAAAGUAAUUAAUUUAGUUAAAACAAAUUUAAAUGAUAUUAUAAAUGCUAUAGAUGGUUCUAAAAUAAUGGUAGCUGAUUUACAGAAUGAUACAAAAUGUAUAUACACUCAAUCGAUACCUAAACAUUGGAUAUAUGAUGCUAGCGAAACUGAAAUAUCUUGGGUAUGUAAUAAUUUAAAUCAAUGGUUAAAUAUCCUUAAUUUAAGAUAUGAACAAAUUAUGAACUAUUUCCAAAAUGGUAAAUUGAAAUCAUAUUGGCUACCUGGAUUUUUUAAUCCUCAAGGAUUUUUGACAAGCAUGAAACAAGAGAUUACACGAUUAAAUAAAAAGGAUCAACUUUCUCUUGAUGAAGUAGUAUUAUAUGCUGAUAUUAAAAAUUUUGAUAUAGAAAAAAUAAAAGAAUAUCCUGAACAUGGGUUUUAUAUACAUGGUCUAAUUAUUGAAGGAUCAAAAUGGAAUUGGCAAGAAGGGAAAUUAGAAGAAAGUUCACCAAAAGUUUUGAGUGAAAAUAUGCCAGUUAUUCAUAUUACCGUUGUUUCAAAUAAAGAUAAAAAAGUCAAAUUUAUUGAAAAUAAUAAGAGCAUGUUUUAUAAUUGUCCUGUAUAUAAAUAUAAUGUGAGAACUGAUAAAUAUUUUAUUUUUAGAAUUCAUUUAAAAACUGAUGUUGAUCCUUCAAUAUGGAAAAUGCGUGGAACAUCUUUGUUAUGUUCUAAAGAUUAA